Chinchilla lanigera (long-tailed chinchilla) is the source of this 12261-nucleotide messenger RNA. RefSeq names its product cysteine-serine-rich nuclear protein 3 (gene Csrnp3). Gene Ontology annotation, cellular component: nucleus. The transcript has 5 exons. Gene Ontology annotation, biological process: regulation of transcription by RNA polymerase II. The record is from RefSeq and is a predicted model, not a curated record. Lineage: Eukaryota; Metazoa; Chordata; Mammalia; Rodentia; Chinchillidae. Bases 222 to 1976 code for a protein of 584 amino acids. Gene Ontology annotation, molecular function: DNA-binding transcription factor activity, RNA polymerase II-specific; sequence-specific DNA binding.
UGAAGCUCUUGUCGCUGAACAAUAAAGCAUAUGGUACCAGCAAUAAAACACAGGGCUGGGAAAUUUAAGAAGAUUCCGCUGAACCAGGAAGAAUGGUGCCUUCUGUGAUGCUGACACAUAUUAUAAAAUGAUAAUCAAUUUAUUUUGGAUCCUAAUGAAUAAAGAGUACAAGGAUUAAGACUACAGCUAUUGGAACAGGUCCAUGUGACAGGGCUGCAGCGAUGAGUGGAAUUUUAAAGAGGAAGUUUGAAGAAGUCGACGGCUCCUCACCCUGCUCUUCUGCGCGGGAAUCAGAUGAUGACGUUUCCAGCAGUGAAAGUGCGGACAGCGGGGACAGUGUCAAUCCAUCCACCUCUAACCAUUUCACCCCAUCCUCCAUUCUCAAGAGGGAGAAGCGGCUGAGGACAAAGAAUGUGCAUUUCAGUUGUGUCACCGUGUACUACUUCACCAGGAGGCAGGGCUUCACGAGCGUGCCCAGUCAGGGGGGCAGCACGCUGGGCAUGUCCAGCCGCCACAACAGUGUGCGCCAGUACACCCUGGGCGAGUUCGCCAGGGAGCAGGAGCGGCUGCACCGGGAGAUGCUGAGAGAACACCUCAGGGAAGAGAAGCUGAACUCUUUAAAACUGAAGAUGACUAAGAACGGCACAGUGGAAUCAGAAGAAGCUAGCACUCUUACAGUGGAUGACAUUUCUGAUGAUGAUAUAGAUUUAGACAACACAGAAGUAGAUGAGUACUUCUUCCUACAACCCCUGCCAACAAAAAAGCGAAGAGCACUGCUGCGGGCCUCUGGAGUUAAAAAGAUCGAUGUGGAAGAGAAGCACGAGCUGCGUGCCAUCCGCCUGUCACGGGAGGACUGUGGCUGUGACUGCAGAGUGUUCUGUGAUCCAGAAACGUGUACCUGCAGCCUGGCAGGCAUUAAGUGUCAGGUGGAUCGUAUGUCUUUCCCCUGUGGCUGCACUAAAGAAGGGUGUAGUAACACAGCAGGUAGAAUUGAGUUUAAUCCUAUCCGUGUCCGGACUCACUUUUUGCACACAAUAAUGAAACUUGAACUCGAGAAAAACCGAGAGCAACAAAUCCCCACACUGAACGGCUGCCACGGGGAGAUAAGCGCACACAGUAGUUCCAUGGGCCCUGUUGCUCACUCUGUAGAAUAUUCGAUUGCAGACAAUUUCGAGAUUGAAACUGAACCCCAAGCUGCAGUGCUGCACCUGCAGUCUGCCGAAGAAUUAGAUUGCCAAGGAGAAGAGGACGAAGAGGAGGAAGAUGGGAGCAGCUUUUGCAGUGGAGUCACUGAUUCCAGCACACAGAGCUUGGCACCCAGUGAGUCAGAUGAAGAGGAGGAGGAGGAAGAGGAGGAGGAAGAGGAGGAGGAUGACGAGGAUAAAAGAGAUGGCUUUGUGGAAGGUUUGGGCACCCAUGCUGAUGUUGUGCCCCUUCCUUCAGUCCUUUGUUAUUCAGAUGGCACGGCUGUUCACGAAAGCCACACAAAAAAUGCUUCCUUUUACGCCAACUCUUCAACUCUGUACUACCAAAUAGAUAGCCACAUUCCAGGAACACCUAGCCAGAUCUCUGAGAACUACUCUGAAAGAGAUACUGUCAAGAACGGUACCCUUUCGUUGGUGCCUUACACCAUGACCCCAGAACAAUUCGUUGACUAUGCCCGACAAGCAGAAGAGGCCUACGGUGCCUCCCAUUACGCAGCUGCCAACCCCUCUGUGAUUGUUUGCUGCUCCUCUUCCGAAAACGAUAGCGGGGUGCCCUGCAAUAGUUUAUAUCCCGAACACAGGUCCAGUCAUCCUCAAGUAGAAUUUCACUCAUACUUGAAAGGCCCUUCCCAGGAAGGGUUUGUCUCCACAUUGAAUGGUGACAGUCACAUUUCAGAGCAUCCUGCUGAAAAUUCUUUGAGCCUUGCUGAAAAGAGCAGACUGCACGAAGAGUGCAUCAAAUCACCUGUGGUUGAGACUGUCCCUGUUUAGUAGGUUAACUUAUUCUGUUAUAGGAUCGCCUCUUCUACCUGAGGCACUGCAUUUAAUUGGAUUUCCUGGGCUCAUCAUUGUUUAGACUGAAGACCGAAAAAAUUUGGACUGUGAUUAAUCUUCCAGACUGUAUUUUGUUUGCUUCUUUUUAGCUACAUGACGGUGGCAUUACACAAAUACAGUCGCUAUGGGGAUUUUAAAAGAUUUCAGACUGUUUUGAUAGAAAAUGCUACAUUUUAAAAAUGCGUAUCUCACAGUUGCCUACCUGUCAAACUGUGCGAAACCUGCCAAGCUGUGCAGAUCAGAGCUCCAAGUCUUGGAUUAUCGGGCCUGUGCAAGAUUGUUACCUAAGACUGCAAAAUAAUAAGAUUUAGAGUCCUAAUUUUCGAUAUAUCUGAAGAGAAUGGUGACUUUUUAAUGUAAAAGUAAUUAUUGUAAGAAAAAGAUCUAAUUGUUUCAUGUGUAUUUUAUUUAUGGUAGCUUAGAAGUCAUGUUUUGAUGAAAAUGAACAGCAGCAUGUUCAUUCAAGCUGAAGAUGCGGAGCUAGCACCACAGAGCAUGCCCACUCGGAUCGCAUCUGGAAUCCACUCGCGUUUUUAUGAUCCUGACUGUUCAGGUUUGCAGAUACUUUCGUAAGGGUGAAAUAGGCCUAUUUUUGCUAUUUUGGACAAAUAAAUGAGUCUAUACGUGCAGGUCCUUACCCAGUUUUCUCUAGAGUUAAGAGUUAGGACAAUCCUCCGGGAGGGGCCCAGUUCACUGCCCUCCCUCAGCUGACUCCCAAGGUGGAGGUAAAAGGAAUUGCCUUUCUUUUCUAAAUAGCAUCAUCUUGGUUCUUAGCUUGGACAGCACCUUUAAACUCUACCCCCUACAUCAAAAUGCACUUUAGUGCCCCUUCAUGGUACCUCGUGUGGGGUGGGGACUGAGAACUCUUUGAGAUGAAAAAUUUUAAAAAUUAAAAAAAAAAGAUCUAAAACUAUUCUAAGGUUCAUACAUACAGUUAACAUAGAGGAAUCAUCCAGUGACACUUCUGAAGGAAAAAUGGCUUAUUUUCCUUCACCACUCUGAGGACCUAACUCGGUAAACGCAAGGAGGCUGCGGCAACAUGGAAGAGACAUUCUCAGCAAGUAGCCUUUUCUGCGGCGUGAUCGGUCCAUCUCUACAAAUAAGUGUAUAAUGCGAUUUCCAAUUAGUGACUAGCUGAUCGAAGGGGGGGCCUCUACCCAAAUACUCAACUAGGCCUUACUUUUCUGAAGCAUUUUGAUUUGUCUUGUCUGGGACAAUUGGCAGAACAGUCCAGAAUGCAUUGCAUACGCUAAUUACCUCACAUUCUCUUGUUAAAGAGAACAGAUAGAAAUAAAACCUGCACUCCCCUAACACUGUUAGAUUACCUGCACUUGGUUCACUAGAGGACUUCUAAGAACCCUUUCUUCUGUACAUUAAUUUAGCUAACAAAAGAGUGUGUUCUACUCCCCCUCCAUGCAUUAUGACUAUGCUAAAUCUGUUUCACAUCUCCGACCUUCUAUUGUUAUAUCAUUUCACACGUUUUAUGACUCUUUGAAAUGUGGACAUGCCUUGCUAUUGAGUGACUGCAUCGCUACUUAUUUUUUAUGUCUUUUAGACUUGGAUAUUUAGAAAUACGGAUAUAAAUAUAUUGUAGAUCUCAGUACCUUAAAAGUACUAUUUUAUUUGAUUAAAUUUUUUAAAAAUUUGAUUUGAAGAAAGUCCUCUGAUGGAAAAGUUUCUACUAGAACUUGAUGUGGAGAAAACAUGUUUAACUGGCAGCUCUUCCAUGGUCCGGUUAGCGGCUCUUGCCCCUUUUCUACCCCAUCUCUGGACCAAGUUUGCAACCAUUAGCAUUCACAUUGAAGAAGCUUUGGAUUUGUUAUGGUGUAGGCAACAGUAAUUAGGUCAGGAAUGUUCCAUUUUAAUGGUUAGCCAGGGCAUCAUUACUGUAACAGUUUUUAGUACUCGAUCUCCAGGGUUUUUUUUCUCCUCCCCCUCUUACCAAUACAAUAUAAAGAGCACAGGCACAAAGAGAAAAUGGCGAGAGGUAAUUGGCCCUUCACUCAAGCAUACGAAAAAAAUCGUGUGUUCCACAUUUGCUGGACCAUUACAGGCUCUGGAAGAGCCUACACAUGAAGAACUCUGAGGUUAUUCAUGGAACACAGAGUGUGGAGAUGGAGAAAGAGCCAACUCUGGAUAGGGCAGAAUUGCAAGGCAGAAUGGCAGUCCAGUUUCUGAACAGAUAGACAUUGCUAGUUCAGCUCUUUUUCCUCAAGGAGGUGACUUCUUUAUGUCUUACUAUGUCUUACUAUGUCCCCAUUUUGUUUACAAAAUGAUGCUGACAGAAACAGAGCUUCGUUGCCUCUAUCUAUCUGUCUAAUUGGGUUACAAAGUCACUGCCUUCCAAAGUAUUUGCCAUAAAACCAUAACAACAACCCCUGCUUUAAAUUUUCACAGACCUGAGUAAAUCUUCAACAUUUCCUACAAAUAGUAUACACAGGAUGCCCAUGAUAAAAGCCCUCCAGUAUAAUUGUACCUAAACCAUGCACACACACACAAGAAUUCCACACACUUGAGAAUGACGGAUUUUAGGCAAUGUCCAGUAAUGAGUACUGAGUUUUCCUACCCUAAAAUUUGGUCUGGUUUUAUGAUCUAAAAAUACAGUCUAGAAAAGAGGAUAGUUUUUAAGACUGCACUUUGAAAAUAUUGGGUUCGCGCUGCAAAUAAUACUAGUAAUGGAAUCAUUUUGCUGUUACUUCCUUCCCCAGAACAGCUGAGAGAGCACAGUGUUCUAUCUGAAAUUUCCCAUUAAUAGCCUUCCAUUCAAUAGAAAUUGCCCACAUACCAGGAAAGUGCUACAGUUAUUUUAAGCUUGUAAAAGGAAGAAUCAAGUUAGAUGCAGCUUGUUGCGAUACUUAUGAUUUUUGUGCCAAGACACAAUAACCUGGCCUGCGGCUGUUUAUCGACCCCAUCAUAUAUCUAACCAAAUCAGUCCUUUGUGACACACGGCUUUAUAUUCAUUCAUUGUCAAUCGCAGAGCUUCCUGCUCCAGACCCUGUUGUUUUAGCACCAGCCCUAUACCUUUAAAUGGGGGUUAAUUCCUAGUUAUUAUCCUGGCCAAAUUGAUUUGCAAGUCAAGUGAAAGGAGCAGUUUGCAUCCCUUUUGUCACUCUUGAUCUUCUUUGGGGGAAAGAAAUAAAAAAAAGAAUUUUACUUGAGUUUUUCUGCUCAUCUUUUGAACAUCAAUUUCUAAAUGAUGGAUAAAAUCUAUUUAUUGCAUGUCUUUUUGUUGAUGGAAAAAUAUACGUAGUUACUUUUUAAAGGCCUGCCUUUUCUUUUCUUUUCUUUUUUUUGGUACUGGGAAUCGAACUCAGGACCAUUCGCUUGCCAGGCAGGCGCUUAUGCCACUGAGCCAUAUCACCGGCCAAGCUUGUCUUUUCUUUGUGAUGAAAUUUCAUAUUUCCCUGGGGGAUCAGUGACAAAUAAAAUGUGAAAUUAAUAUUUUUUCAUACGAUAAGAUUUUCUCUAUCUUAUAUGCCAUACAAUAUCCAUCCCAAUAUGCCCCUCAAGAAAUCCGAGUUGUAGAAACAGAUUAAUCAAGAAGCAAACAAAUUAUCUUAAGUGAUUGCUUUCUUUAAAAUUUUACACUCUGACAAAUGACUUCUGGGCAAAAAUCUUUAAAUUUUCAUUAAGCAGAAAAAUACUUCAUAAUUAAUACACUAAUAAUUGUUAUAUUACUGGCUUUUUAAUGUUGAUAUUGCUAUUCAAGUUUAUGAUCCUUUGGUCUCCAUAUUCAGAAUUUAUUAAUGACGCAUUUUUUUCAACAAAUAUUUAUUAAACAACUACUGUGUUAGAGCAACUAUUCUGGGUAAGAAAAAAUAGUAAAGAGAAACUACAAAUUCUAAAGAAUCAUGAUAAUAAAGGGUGGCAUGAAAUAAGCCUAUUCAAAUCUUUUUAAUGUUUGAUUUUAUGAUAUAAAAUUAGAAACUUGACAAAAAUUCUUGUCCAAUUAUAUGUGGACUGCAACUGCUGCUUUUUCCUAAAUGAAUGAAUGAGCCUCACUGGAUCCUCCUCUUUUCUCCUCUCACCUGAAAUUUAUGAAUUAAAUCUGGACUCAGCUAGGAGUGAGUCAAGUAAACAAGGGAUUUUCAGCUAAUUGCUACUUAAGUGUGAAUCCACGUAAAAGAGGCUACAUCGACACCAGCAAACUCCCAUCCGAUAGUUUCAAAGGGUGGUUGAUUUAAGCAUAAUCCAAGAAAGAUGCCAGGAAACUUCUGAAACAAAAAUAUAAAAAACAGUCACUUGUACUUAUGUGUAUAAACAGGCUAUCAAAAUAGCAAAACCCUAUUCCAUCUUCCAUAGGCAUCACCUGAAAGUGGAGAGCAAACCAAAGAGGUCCCUGGUUCUCCCUCACUUUGACCUUGGAAUUAUGCAUCAUCCAAUUACUAGUGGAAGACUGAGCUCCUCAACAGGAAACUACCUUUUCAAAAGAUACCACAAACUCCUUUUUCUAUAAAAAUAUAACUUAAUAAAAAAAAUUAAAGUCGAACCUUAGUUUCUCCCAACAGCUUACAUUGUCCUUAGAGUCAGUAUGUGAAAUACCCAGAUUAAUUGGAAAACAUCUUUCUGCUCAAAGGCAAGACUUGACUCUAACUUUAAAUCAGAGCUUUCUGUUGUAUCCAUCCCAAAAGUUUAAAGCCUUGGACAUUCUUAGUUCUAGUACACAUGUAUAACUCUGACUGCAUCCUUUUUCUGAGAUCUGCUAACUUGCGCUGAAAUGAUAUAAAUCCCUAAGCCAAAUGGCACAGCUCUGCACCAACAGCACAGCUCAUCAGAUGUUUUUUGUAGCAUUAAAGAAUUUAAUUGACUUAAUUGACUGAAUACCAGCAAUCUGAAAACUCACUAGAAUUACAAAACUGUCAAGAUGGGUGUGGGGAUGGAACACAUUUCAUAAGUGGUGGUAUCUCCUAGGAGGUAAAAAAAAUUUCAGCAUAGUGGGCAAUGUCUUACAACACUAGAAAGCUCAGCGAGCAGGCAGUCAAAAGCCUAGAAGGGGUGGGCCAGACAUCCUCAGCCCAGCCAGUGCUUAUGUCAGCGGACCAGCACCCACGUCAACUGCAUUUUACAAUCUACAGGUCACUUGAUCCUUUAGAAAAUAAAAACACAGAAGUACACCAUUAUAAAGAAACUUUUAGAAAGAAACUCAAGCACAUUUUAUAUUAAAAUGACUAAUAAAUGACUUGCAUUAUUGUCAAAAAUAAGGAAUCAAGAAAUAAAAGAGCUUUCAAUAUUUUAUCAGUCAGAACUAUAUGCUCAAGGUGACUCGAAAGCAGUCACUUCUAAUUUUUACUUUGACUCUUCUCAUGGCUUUUUAAGAGAGACCGUAAGUCCAACUUCCUAAGCAAUACAGUUGUUUUAUUAUUUUCUCUCUCUCUCUCUUUCUGUCUUUUUCUCUCUUUCUUUUUUAUCAAAAUUCAAAGCCAAAAGCUGCGAGUUGCAGGGGUUUUCCUGAUGCUGGUUCUGAGCUAAUCUAGCCAUUACUAGCUGGCCUGUCUCGGGUGUCUGAGAGUUCCGGCUUGGAUAGUGUGAAGGGAAAGAAGGGAGUACCCACAACCAGAUUCAAAGUCUAAGCCAACACCCCUUUAAAGUUCAUUGUUUGUAUUUAUGCUAUUCUACUCUUUUACUUUGACUCUUCUCAUGGCUUUUUAAGAGAGACCGUAAGUCCAACUUCCUAGAAGUUAGAGCCUAGAAUUUUAGUUAAUCUACAUAUGUGUUAUAUCCAGAAGAACUGACAUAAUUUCAAAGAUAUAAAUCAUGUUAGUAGCUACUUUCACUUGUAAUAGAUACAUCACAAUAUAGGGUGAUUGCUGUCUGUUUGAUUCCCUACACGAGGUUAUAAUUCAAGAAAAGUAAUGCUACUGUGUCACUUUGUUCUUGUCUUAAUGAAAAUAUUCUGGGAGGACUAAAGUUGCAAAGGGAUAGAGAUAGAGUUUAUUUUAAAUAAUAUUCAACACACUAAUAAUGUAAUUCCUCUUUAUAAUACUCAUUGCCAUGUUAAUAGUAAAGUUAUUUCAAUAAUUUUCACUUUAAUGAUAUAUAUAAGGCCAUUUAAAUAUUUCUUAAGAUAAUGUAUGCUGAUUAGAGUUAGGAUGAUGCAAAAUUAUGGUAGAAAUUAGCCUUGCUUUUUGUCUAAAAUAAUUUACAUAAUUAGUUGUUCCUUUGAAACAGCAUGAUAGUUGGAUGUUAUUUGCCUUUUUCUUUUAAUUUUUUCCCCAAUAUUUUUUAUCUGGUUUGAGAUUAUCUUAAAAUUUAUUUCUCAUGAGUAUUUGGAGGCAAAUCACCUUUGAAAAUGUCUCUUUAAAAAUUAUGUAGCAAUUUUUCUCUUCAGAGAUCUGUAGGACAUAUUACUGUCCCACUAGACCAGCCACCCUUUUCUUCUACUCCUCCUAAUAUUGUUUUGUUAUCUCUACAUAGAAAAAUAUAAAAAAGGAAGUUUGAAAAUUGUACCUUAUUGGUACAACAUUUUACCCAAUUUUGUUUCGCUCCUCCCUUUAUGUUGACCAUGAAGUUUAUUCCACAGCCUUAGCUCACCAGACUUUCAAACAAAUGUACAGAUCUAUAUACAUUGUGCAAAUUUAUGUAAAUAUGAAAGAAAAGGAAAGAAUAAAAUUCAAAUCUGAAUUCUCCUAAAGAAGAAAACCUAAAUCACUAAAUCCAUGAGAUAAUUUGCUGGGGUUUUUUUUUUUUUUUGUAAAUUAGUGUUAAUCCUUGAGUGAUUUAAUGGUUACCAAAUGAUAUCUGAAUUUUACACUUUUUAAAAUUUAAUAAUUGGGAAACUCAUUCUGUUUGUGCUAAAAUCAAGCAAGGUUUCUUGCCAAAGGUUACUGUCAGAACCUUAAUUUAUUAGGUACUAGUCAUGCCAAAUGGAUAGCUCAGAAUGAUUUAAUCUUUUUGAAAAUACAAUGGCCAACUGUAUGUGAAUAAUAGAAAGUUUCAGAUUCUUCUGUAUUCUUCAGUUUUUAUAAUCCUGACACUAGGAGAGCUCUCCAGAGGUCAUGUGGCUCAUCCACCUACCCCCAGGGAGGACUAGCAUUCAAGCAUGCCCAAUAGGAUAGAUACCCAUCUAUUCUUACCAUCUCUAGGGAAGGUGGUUUCCUUGGCAACACAAUCCAACUCUUUUAGGUUUUCUUACAAUAAGAAAAUAUCUUGGCCCGUCUUUGUGGCCUAGGCACCUGGCAACAGUUGUGGUUAUUUGGAUCAUUAUCCUGGGGCACUCCAGAGAAGUUAGCUUUUUCCUUACAUCUGAUGCGUAUUACAUAGGACUAUGAAUUUCCUAGCAAGUCAAAGUUUUAAGGAAAGAUAUACCUACUCAAACAAUUCUCAGUUAAUGUUACCUGCUUUUGGCAAAUGGGGGUAUAGAUAGCUUUUACUCGUGUAUGUUUAUUUCUGUUGCUGUUAGACCAGGAAUUAGGAUCAAGAAAAGUGACUUUUUCAAAUCCCCAGUGACAAACAUCAGAACUAGAAUCAAGGGAUGCAACUUCUGAAGUGUUCGACUUUCUGAAAAGUUACAAAUACGAAAAAAGUAAUCGUGCACCGUGUUCUUCUUUAGCACCUUCUCGUUAAAUCUCUCUUUAGCCUAAAAUGACAAGUAAGAAUCUAAAAGUUUUUCCACUCCUUCUGGAGAAGAUGUGACGGUGACGAAUAUGAUCUGGAACAUAAUGAUUCCAGAGACUCACUCAACCACAUUUGAUCCCAGCCUUUGUCCUCAUGCUCUUUCAACAAUGGCUGCUUACUGUCUCAGGGAUCAGGAGAAUGAUUGUUCAGAUUAUCACCUUGACAAGGCCUGAAAACGAAAGGAGGAGUCCUUGGAGGACAGUGAUUUUGUUUUCUGACUACAUCACUUGACCCAAGCACUCCCUGCUUUCAGAGCCUUUUUCUGUUUGCUCAGAGUUGACUCCAACUCAGAGGCAAAGCUGACCGGAUGAGGAAUAUGGGGGAUAUUGAUUUGGGGGAAUCAACGUUCCCUUUCUCCAUGGGAUUUAUUUCAAUCUAGGUACAGCUGCUUAUCUCCCCAACUCGGAUGCUCUUGUGAAAUGACAGCCGCCUUGCGGUGGUUGCUUCCCACAGCUAACACUCUGGGGAAAUGACCCUUUCUGUUUUUUAAAAAAAAAAAAACUGUAAAAUGCUCAUGUAAAGAAUGGUGAAUAAAAUUUGGCCCAUGUUUUAAUUGACUCUAGCCACCAUUAUGAAAAUAAGUCUGAGGUGUAGUUUGUGAAACAUGUUUCAAAAGUGUUUGAUGUAUAAUAAAUGCUAGACAUUUACAGUACAGAAAUAGUAAAAACAAAAAAUUAAACCUGUAGAUUACGGCUCUGUUCCUAAGAACCUCAGCCUUUAUUGUGUCUUAGUAAAGUUAGUUGAUCUGCUUUCUUUUUAGUUUAUCGCAUUUCUGGUGUAAUAGCCUCUUAAGAUAGAACUAUUAAUACAUAUGUACUGGUUAAUGCCUGUUAAUGCAGAAAAUGGCACUUUGUUACUUCAGUGUGUUUCCUUCAAUGUCACAGGGUAUAUCAAUUUGACAGGACAGGUCAUUUGACAUUGGUCAAAAAUACAUUUUUGCCAUAUAAUAUGUAUGUAUAAUUGGUUGCAUAGGUAAAAUGUCACCUUUUGCAAUAUCUUCAUCUUCAUUAUAGUCUUAGACAUCAACUAUGUCUCCACUCUCCAGCUGCCAUAGGAAUUUGGUAGGUUUGCAAAUUCUGGUGAAAUCUAGUGAGCUGAAUGUAUUGGUAGAUCAAAUGAUCCAAAGGACUUGGAUGUUAUUCUUCUGUCUGUGUUGAACAUUCAGACAUUAGAAAUGGUCUUUAUACAAGGGAAGUCUUUUUGGAGUAUAUGUAUUUUAUUUUAUAUUGUGUUUGUUUGAUGCUGUAAAAAAAAAAUGUAACUUGGAAAACUCAGAAAACCACUGCACUGUAAAGUAUAUUUUGGCAUAAUGGUUGGUUUUAUCCUUCAAUUAAUUUUUUUAUUAUUACUUUUGCUUAAUAGAUAUUUAAUUACUAUUAUGUUUAAUGAUGUACAAAGGGAGGAAAAUCAAACUAUAGUCCAUAUGUAGUCAUUUUAUGCUGUUAUCAUGUUGCGUGUCACAGUUUCAUGACUGAUUUCUCUUGUGUAUAAAUUAAAAUGUCAAGGAUGCCAAAGGGUAUAUAAAAUAAGCUACAAUAAUAUUCAACAGAACUUAACCUGGACCUUAGGUUGUAAUAAUUUAUUCAUAUUAGCUGUAGUUGUCUAUAUUUAUAUUUUCAGUAUUUAUUAUGAAUGACAUGGAAAUUCGUGUAUUUAUUGUGGCUUUUUAUUGCAGUGUGUGUGUGUAUAUAUAUAUAUUACAAAUAAGCAUUUUUAAGUCUUAUCCUUACAUUUCUUUUACUAGUGGCACUUGUAUUACGCUGUACUUUUUAUUAUAUAUUGUACAAUAUCUUGUCCAAUUGUUUGCAGCAGAGUAAAACUGGUUUCUAAGUUAUAUUUACUGUUGAAUUUGUGUUGCAUUGUGUGUGAAACCUUUGUCCUUACGAUUUGAACUACAAUCCCUUCUGCUGUCUGUCACAGCACACAGAAGAAUACCUCCUCUCUCUGUAGCAGAUAACAUUCUUGAGAAGUUGCCUGUGAAGCCAGUUUCUGCUGAGAUGGCUCAUUACAUUAUCAUUUCAAAGAUGUGUUAAUUUUAUUAUGAUUGAUCCCUAAGUGGAUAUUCUUACAACACUUUUCUUUCUCAGCUUUUCUACCCAUUCAUCAAGUAAUGAUGUGUAAACAAACCUGAGGGCCAAAGGGGAACUCGCUAUGUAAAUGAAAUUUCAGAGGAUAUUUUUACAAAGACAAAUCCAUUCUCUGUAAGUAGUAUCCUUGAAAUCUGCAACUUAGUAGUAUGUUUUGCUUUGCUUACAUCGGAAUCUGUGUGAUUUGAUGUUUAGAAUAUAUAUGUACAUGGAAAUCUUUAUGUACGCUUAUGUGCUUAAAGAUGUUGGUUAAAAAUAACAAAAACUUACUUUCAUUAGAAGUAGAAUGAAGAGAAAAAAACUGCAUUCAUCUUAAUCUUCUAUUGUAUAUAGGUCUUUGACCUCAAUAACUUGUUUUCUUACAUCUAGAGAUUGGAUCUAUAUUUUCUAAAUGAAAUAAUAAUAAUAAGUGAUUGUGUAAUCAUCCUAAAGCUCAAAUUUGCUGUGUUACUUACUCACUUAAAGUCCUCUGCUAUGUUUUUUUCUCACUGCCAACAAAAUAAAAUCCAAACUCUUUGUAA